Messenger RNA from Vespa velutina, 4719 nucleotides. It is a transcript of the gene ABCD, whose product is annotated as ATP-binding cassette sub-family D member. Gene Ontology annotation, biological process: fatty acid beta-oxidation; long-chain fatty acid import into peroxisome; very long-chain fatty acid catabolic process. Gene Ontology annotation, molecular function: ATP hydrolysis activity; ATP binding; long-chain fatty acid transmembrane transporter activity. Gene Ontology annotation, cellular component: peroxisomal membrane. The coding region runs from base 871 to 3264 and encodes 797 amino acids. The record is from RefSeq and is a predicted model, not a curated record. NCBI's taxonomy places the organism in Eukaryota, Metazoa, Arthropoda, Insecta, Hymenoptera, Vespidae. The transcript is spliced from 8 exons.
GAGAACGGGACAGUGGAGUUCACUCAGUUCAGCCAGUCGUCAGCUGGUAGCCGAUCUACGUGGAUCUAUCGCGUAGUACUAUAUAACUAUUAGAAUAGUGAUUGUGCGUUGCUUGGUACAUACACAUAUACACACACACACAGACACACACACACACACACACACACACAUAUAUAUAUAUAAAUAUAUAAACAAAGAAAAAAGGGAAAAAUAGAAAAGCAGAAGAAAAAAGUAGAAGAGGAAUAAACGUACGAGAAAAGAAACAAAGAUUAUUUUGUGGAUUCAUAAAAAAUAAUAAGAAAAAAAUCUAUCAUGGAUCGGACGACGCGGUAAAUCAAUCAAAUAUAUACAUACGUAUAUAUAUAUAUAUAUACAUAUUGCAUAAUAUAUAAUAUUAUGAGUAUUAUAAAGAAUUAUAGACGAACAGAAGAGAGAUAAUCGAAGUUGUGUCCCGAAGAGGAAAAUAAAACUUAUUAAUAUUAACGAACGUAACGAGAAAGAAUACGCAAAAAUAGCGUGCACGCAGGCGCAAUGAAGCACACGAUUUGAUUAUAGUCACGUUUUCUUUGGCUACUUUUAAGUAGACACUAUAUAUAUAUAUAUAUAUAUAUAUAAAUAUCCAUAUAUAUAUAUAUACAUAUACUAUAUAUAUAUAAUAGAAAGAGAUCUACACGAAAUCUACUUGUUUUCUUCUAACAGAUAAAUAUAUACAUACGUCUAUAUAUAUAUACAUAUAUAUACAAAGAGAAAGAAAGAGAAAGAGAUAGAGUGAAAGAGAGAGAGAGAGAGAGAGAGAGAGAGAGAGAGAGAGAGAAAGAGAGAAAGCAAGCAAACAAGACAGAAGGAUCGAAUAAAAAAAGGACGUUAAAUAUGUCGAUAUUUUCAAAAUUAAUCGACAAAACGUCGAACAAAUACGGUAUCCGUCAAGAACGUCUGACUCAUGGUGUAGCCGGUGUCGUCACCGUUCUUUAUUUCCUCAAAAUUGGUUAUCCCUUUCUAGUUGCGAAAGUACGACAGCGCCGCCACCGGCCAAAUACGGCGAAUGAACAAAGGAAGGACGAAGAUGAUAGAUCGAGGAACGAUUCGAAAAGACGCGGGAAAAAUAAAAACGAUGGGAGAUAUAAUCGCGAUAAGGAUCAUCGUUAUGACGAUGACGACGAUGGCGAUGACGACGAUGACGGAGGUGAUAUUAAAUCGAUCGAUAUAAAGGAAAAGAAUAAUGAUGAUAAAAUCAUGAAAAAGGAAAAGAUCGUUGGUCUCGAUCGUGCAUUUUUAAAACAAUUAAUAACAUUAUUAAGGAUAAUGGUACCAAGUUGGAGAUCGAGAGAGUCUGGCCUGUUGGCUUGCGCAACAUUGACAUUAUUAGCACGAACUUUUCUCUCCGUUUAUGUAGCCACGCUCGAAGGACAAAUAGUUAAAAGAAUCGUUUUGAAGGACAUUCGUGGUUUCAUUUAUAUGAUGGCUAGAUGGUUCGCCAUAGCAUUUCCUGCUACAUUUGUUAAUUCGGCCAUUAGAUAUUUAGAGGGUCGAUUGGCUCUUAAUUUUCGAGAACGUCUCGUCGAACAUGCCUACAAAAUGUACCUGAGUCAACAAACCUAUUAUAGAGUAGUAGCUCUGGAUACCAGAUUAGGUGGUCUCGAGCAAAGACUGACCGAUGAUUUAUCCGAAUUAGCAAGCUCCGUCGCUCAUUUAUAUUCAAGUUUAACAAAGCCAUUGUUAGAUUGUGCUUUGGUUGGAAUAGCAUUGAUUUCAUUUUCAUUGAAUAUGGGAGCUAGGACAAUACCUGGACCAUUAUUAGCAUUGGUUGUAAUCACCUUGACCGGACAAGUAUUACGUCUUGCCUCCCCUCGUUUCGGUCAACUGGUAGCAGAGGAAGCUACUCGACGUGGUCGUUUGCGAGAAGCCCAUGCACGUAUCAGUGCCCAUGCCGAGGAGAUUGCAUUCUAUGGAGGUCACCAAACCGAACACCGUUAUCUCACUACAGCUUAUAAGUCUCUCGUAACUCACUUGAGAAGAAUCUUAGCUAAGAAAUUGUGGUACGUUAUGUUGGAACAAUUUCUUAUGAAAUAUCUUUGGUCGGGAACCGGACUUGUCCUAAUCGCCUUGCCGCUUCUUUAUAAUUCUGGUAAUGAUUCGCAGAAAAAUGGAAUGAAAAUAGAUGGCGACGGUGCAGUGAGCGAGAGAACGAGAUACCUGACAACUUCCAAAAAUUUGUUAAUGUCCGGUGCGGAUGCCGUGGAAAGGCUUAUGGUGUCUUAUAAAGAAUUAGUAGCAUUGGCUGGUUAUGCGGGGCGCGUUAAUGAAAUGUUUGAGGUAUUUAAAGACGCUGCACUUUGCAAGUAUCAAAGAAACGUUGUCGUUAAUGGUGCAUCGAGAACAAACAAUGGAAAUACAUCCCAUCCGGAAAAGAUUGCCAUAGAAUUUAAGAAUGGUAAUCCUGUUAUAAAAGGAAUUGUACGAGAAAGUAACGACGGUAGUAUAAGUCUAAUAAACGUACCAAUAGUAACACCCAACUGUGAAAUCAUAGUACCAAGUUUAACGAUGACAAUACGACCGGGUGAUCAUCUUUUGAUAACAGGACCGAAUGGUUGCGGUAAAAGUUCAUUGUUCCGUAUAAUAUCAGGAUUGUGGCCUGUUUACGAUGGAACAUUGAUUAGACCAAACGAAAGUUAUACAGUUAAAGAUGGUAGACCAUCGUUAUUUUAUAUACCGCAAAAGCCUUAUAUGACUGUAGGAUGUUUAAGGGAUCAAAUAAUAUAUCCAGCCGAAUCCGAAACUGAGGAUUGUUCGGACGAGGAAUUAAUGAAAUUGUUAGAUGAGGUUGAUUUAAAAGGUUUGGUAGAAAGAGAACCGGAUGGAUUAAAUGCACUUGGUGAUUGGGAUUCGACAUUGUCGGGCGGUGAAAAACAACGUUUGGCUAUAACAAGAUUAUUUUAUCAUGCUCCCCAAUAUGCAUUGUUAGACGAAUGUACCAGUGCUGUUAGCAUCGAGGCCGAAGGUAUAAUGUAUGAGACAGCUAAGAAACGUGGUAUAACGUUGUUAACAAUAACCCAUCGAUUGUCAUCACUAUCGAAAUAUCACAAAUUAUUGUUACGAUUUGACGGCGAGGGUAGUUGGACAUUAGGGCCAUUGGAAAACAACGUUGAGAACGUCGUCAAUAUCUUAAAUCACAAUCAAACGAAGGAUAAUGACAAUCAAUUGAAUGAUAACAUCAAGACUGGCCAUUAUCAAAUGCUUCACGGCCUGAAAAAGAGGCAGGGUUGAUUCCAAGGGAGGGAAGUCCUACAAUUUCCGAUGAGCUUACCUCUGGGAAACCCUCUAAACGCCAAACGUCGAUACGCCCGGCAGCAGCCAUCUUGGGAGGGAUUGUAUGCCUCUCUUCGUUGUCGGAACUAAUGCUCUAAAGCAAUUCCGGGUCGUUGUUAGUAUCGACGAGAGACGAAUACCACCAUCAUCAUUUUGCUUGAUACAUCAAGCAUAGAUCAGCAGUUAAUAAUCAUUUAUUAAAUGAUACUAUCCUCAACCACCGUCCCACCUUAACCACUCUCAUCCCAUUAAUUUGAAUCAUAUCUCUCAAUAAUUAUCAAAAAUGAAAAAAAAAAAAAAAAAAAAAUACGAAUAAUCAAUUACAUCGUUGCAAUCCCUAAUUUUUAUUUUUUCUUUAUCGAGGCUAAAUUUUGAAUUAAAUUCUUUUUUUAAUAAAUACUUGAAGGAUUUUAUUCAUCUCUUUUCUCUCUUUUUUCUUUUUUUUUGUUUUUUUUUGUUUUUUUUUUUUUUACUACCAUUUAUCCUAAUCGUAUCUAUCAAUGAAACAUUAUUAACAAAGUAAAUGCAAAAACAAUUUUGAUCAUUGUAUAAUCCUUGAUUAUUUAUUUUUCUUCUUUCUUAUCUUCCCGUCAAAAGUCCUUUUUAAAUUCUUAUAAAUUUUCAUUUUCUUUCUCUUAUCAAUUUAUAAGAUACCUCGAAUGUUCAUUGAAAUAAAAUCACAUCGUAAAUACAAUACAACUAAUGAGAAUUCUUAUUCUUGUUUUUUUUCUUUCUUCCAUUACAUUCAUCUCAGAUUGAAACUCAUCAAACAUUCGAAACCAAAUAAUUGGAUUCAAAAAAAAAUAUAUAUAUAAACAAAUAAAUAAAUAAAUAAAUAAAAUAAAAUAAACCAAAAAAAGAAGAAACAAAUUUCGUAUCUCAAUAAUGAUCGAAGAAGUAAUGUGAGAAAAAUAAUUUUACAAAAGCUAACUUAUCACCAAAUUUAACUCUACACAUAUAAAAAAAAGACAAAAAACAAGACAAAGAGAGAGAGAGAGAGAGAGAGAGAGAGAGAAAAGAAUAUAACGACAAGCUUUAAAAAAUAAAAAAAAAAAUAAAAAAAAAUGGAUAAACAACAAAUAUGAUGCGACGUAACAAAAUUGAAAUCAUCGAAAUAAGAAAUGCAAGAAUUACAAAAAUAAAAAGAAGAAGAAGAAGUAGAAAAAAGAAAAAACAAAGGGUAAAGAGAAAAUUAUCAUUGAAAACAAAAAGUUUCGAGUUUAACUAACAUUAAAGUAAAAAUAUUAAAGGGAAUAACGUUAUGGUUAUAGUCUCAACAAUGAGAAUUAGUUGACGUUAGAGGGUUAACGUUAAGACGUAUCGCGUUACUCCUGUAUAUUUUCAAAAGAGAGACGUAGUCAAAGAGAGAGAGAGAGAGAGAGAGAGAGAGAGAGAGAGAGAGAGAGAGAGAGA